Molecule: messenger RNA, 1913 nt
Organism: Laccaria bicolor S238N-H82
Lineage: Eukaryota; Fungi; Basidiomycota; Agaricomycetes; Agaricales; Hydnangiaceae
Exons: 7
Coding region: 95-1762 (555 amino acids)
Molecular function (GO): protein binding
Source: RefSeq, a predicted model, not a curated record
CGUCUUCACCAUCGUCGCCGUCGUCAGCGACGUUCUCCAAGCCCAGUAACACUCUGAUACCCGAACCAUUGAGGUCGUUUGAACCUUCACAGCAAUGGCCAAGAAGAAAGGAGGAGCUGCGAAAAAGCGCCCAGCGACCACGCCGACCCCAGUGGUUCCCAACGGCAGCAGCAGCUCCGCCCCUGCCGAAUCUGGGCCAAGCACACCCCAACCCCCACCCUCACCUAGUCCUGUGACGGCCUCACCAAAACCAGAACCUGAACCUGAAGAGGAGGAUCCUGUAAAACGUGCAGAAAAGGUCAAGGAACAAGGGAACGUUGCCUUCAAAGCCGCAAAAUAUACUGUAGCAGUCGAGCUCUAUACUCAGGCUAUCGAAUUGAACCCUCUAGAACCUUCAUAUCUCACAAAUCGAGCAGCCUCUAACAUGGCUCUGAAGCGUUUUCGGUUAGCAUUAGAAGAUUGCCAGAUGGCGGCGUCACUACAAUCAUCUGCACCCUCGCCCAAAACCCUCCUCCGACUCGCACGAUGCCAACUGGCUCUCGGAUCUUCCACCCCCGCACUGUCGACAAUUGGCACGGUGCUUGCCCUGGAGCCCCAAAAUUCUCAGGCGGUCCAACUUAAGGACAAGGUCAUUGCUCUUGAGGGGCACGUGCGGAACUUUGGCAGCGCGAGGAAGAGGAAGGACUGGGCGAUGGCCCGACUUGCACUAGACAAGUGUUUGCAGUCUAUUGAGGGUGAGGGUGGUGACGUCCCGACGGAGUGGCGGAUUUGGAGGGUCGAGCUCGAGUUGUCGAGAGGGAGUUGGGACGCUGCGAACAUGGCUGCAAACGACGCUCUGCGGUUGAACCCUAAUUCACCCGAUGUCCUGGCUCUUCGAGGACUGGUGCUGUUCCUCACUGGCAGGCUAUCACAAGCGCUGAACCACGUGUUAUCCGCACUCCGUCUUGACCCUGGCCAUGAGCAGGCCCGGAAGUUACGCACUCGUGUCAAAGACGUGGAGCGGCUGAAGGAGGAGGGGAACGUGGCUUUCAAGCAGGGCAAGCUGCAGGAGGCUUACGAUUUGUACUCGGAGACUCUGGAUCGCAUCGGCUCAGUGGAGGAGGAAGGCAAAGGUGGCCAGAUCCGCGCUACCUUGCUGUCAAAUCGAGCUACAACUCUUUUGAAGCUGGAGAGACAUGAAGAGGCCCUGGUUGAUACCGAUGCAUCGCUAUCCAUCUCACCCAACUCCUUCAAAGCGCUUCGUACCAGAGCGCGGAUCAACCUUCACCUCGAGAAGUAUGACGCCUCUGUCGCCGAUUUCAAAUCCGCCAUACAACAAGCCACUACAGAGGGCAGUGCUACCGAGGCUGACAUUCGUGCACUCAAGGUUGAUCUGAAGAAGGCAGAGGCGGCGCUGCAGAGGAGCAAGACGAAGGAUUACUACAAAAUCUUGGGGCUGGCGAGGGAAUGCACGGAGAUUGAGAUCAAGAAAGCUUAUAGGCGGGAGAGCUUGAUACAUCAUCCGGAUAAGGGCGGCGACGAAGAGAAGUUCAAGCUUGUUGUGGAGGCGAACGCUGUGCUCUCUGACCCUCAACGGCGCGAGCGGUACGAUAUGGGCGAAGACGAAGAUGGGAUGAAUGAGGGCGGUGGUAUGGGCGGUAUGGGUGGUAUGAGUCAUAUGGAUCUUGCGGAGCUGUUUUCCCAUUUCCAUGGAGGUCCAGCUGGGUUCAGCGGUUUUCCUGGCCAAGGAUCGCGAGGCCACUCACAUGGAUUCUCUUUCUGAUUGUUACUACCGCUUUUUCAUAGCGUUUUCCCCACUUGGUCUUCCUCGUCGAUUGAGACCUCUUCCCUGGUUGAUGGGAUACCCAACCCUCCCAGAUACGCAGACACUUUCUGUGUACAUAGUCAUCACAAGACGUGUGCGCUUUUUUGCU